AUGAGGGAGUGGUGGCACGCUGGGUUUCAUCUGACGACGGCCAUAGUCGGGCCAACGAUACUUACGCUGCCGUACGCGUUCAGGGGCCUGGGAUGGGGGCUAGGAUUUAUGUGCCUGACAGUGAUGGGGGUCGUAACCUUCUACUCUUACUAUCUCAUGUCCCUCGUUCUCGACCACUGCGAGAAAGAUGGCCGCCGUCACAUCCGCUUCCGGGAGCUCGCCGCCGACGUGUUAGGCAAGAUGUUGAAACUUCUUGCACUUGUGUUGGGAACAGGGGUUGGUUGCGGUUUUAAUGGGGGUGGGUGGCCGCGAACGGACAUCAUAAGAAUGGGGUCAGGCUGGAACUGCCCCCUCGGUGUAAUUCGUCGUUUAGCGAACUAG
Molecule: messenger RNA, 381 nt
Organism: Thlaspi arvense
Lineage: Eukaryota; Viridiplantae; Streptophyta; Magnoliopsida; Brassicales; Brassicaceae
Source: the annotation of a GenBank genome assembly